Molecule: messenger RNA, 2095 nt
Organism: Aspergillus nidulans FGSC A4
Lineage: Eukaryota; Fungi; Ascomycota; Eurotiomycetes; Eurotiales; Aspergillaceae
Product: ENTH domain protein
Exons: 5
Coding region: 314-2095 (593 amino acids)
Biological process (GO): clathrin-dependent endocytosis; clathrin coat assembly
Cellular component (GO): cytoplasm; clathrin-coated vesicle
Molecular function (GO): phospholipid binding; 1-phosphatidylinositol binding; clathrin binding
Source: RefSeq, a predicted model, not a curated record
GGCAGUUUUACAAAACGCUGCAUUUUUAUCUCGGUUUCCCCGGCUGGACCGUUACACCUCGAACCGUUUCUGCCAGCUGUUUCCACUCCUGAUCCACGUUUCUCGACAUGGCCUAAACGAUCAUGAUUUCAAUUGGGGCUGGCGUAAACGAAAUAAUUCACUAUCUACGGUAGUCACUGUCGAGUCUAUAUUCCUCAGAAAGCUGUCACAAUUGGUUCCGCUGGGGUGUCGUGUCAGGACAUCCUCAACUUUGCGCUACGAUCCUUCCCUAAAUUCCGUCGCAAUCAUCCAGACGCCCUAGACAGCCUGGAAAAUGGCCCAAAACUUCGAGAAAUCGGUAAAAGGGGCUACCAAGGUCAAGCUUGCGGCCCCCAAAUCCAAAUACAUCGAGCACAUCCUGGUGGCUACGCAUACGGGCGAAGCUGGAGUGGCAGAGAUAUUCCGGACACUGCACCUUCGGGUUCGCGAUUCGACAUGGACAAUCGCUUUCAAGGCUCUCAUCGUGAUCCACUUCAUGAUCAGGGAGGGCCAGCUGGACGCAACGCUGCAGUAUAUGGCGGAGAAUCCGAGGAAAAUCGCUGUCCACGGGCUAUCAGAGGUCCAACCGCAAGGCCGCAAUAUUCGACGAUACGCCCAGUACCUCCUCGCUCGCGCAAAAGCAUUUGAGCAGACCAAGACCGAUUAUGUACGGAGCGGCCAGGGCCGCAUGAAGCGUCUUACAGUCGACAAGGGCCUACUACGAGAGACAGAAAUUGUACAGAAGCAGAUCAAGGAGCUCCUGCGAUGCGAUUAUCAGCUCUUAACCGAUGAAGUCGAGAACGAAAUCAGCCUGACGGCAUUCCGUCUUCUUACUCUGGACCUUUUGACUUUAUACUCCGUCAUGAACGAGGGCACAAUAAACGUUCUAGAACACUAUUUUGAAAUGUCGCGCCCUGAUAGUGAGCGCGCGCUGGAGAUUUACAAGACCUUCACCGCGCAAACUGAGGAAGUUGUCAAGUUUUUGGGAGUUGCUCGACAUUUCGAGUCGGCCACAAGGCUAGAGAUUCCCAAGUUAAAGCACGCUUCCACCGAUCUCACACGUCUCCUCGAGGACGACCUGAACGAUCCGGAUUUCAACCAGCGCCGCAGAGAGUAUCUUGCUCGGAAAGGAAAAAGUGUAAGUAGCAGUGCUUUCGCAGCAGCCUCGACCACGGGUGAUAAGCCCGCUUCCAACUCAAAUCCUACGCCUCCUCGACCCAAGACGGAGCCUAGCCCUCAGACAAAGGCAGCCCCAUCAAACCUUAUAGACUUCUUUGACUCGAUUGAGCCGGCCCAGCCAGCUCAGUUCCAGCAGCAGCCGCAGCAACAGGGCAUGCAAUUCCAGCAGACCGGCGGCUUCCCUGGACAAGAGCCUGCUUUCUACCCACAACAGACAGGAUUCCAGCAGCCUCAACCCACGGGAUUGAACCAGCAGGCGCCAUUUGGAGGCCCGUUUGCCCCGCAAACCACCAACCAGUUUGGCCAGCAACAAGUGCCUGCUCCCCUUCAAGCAACCCCGACCGGUGCCGGAUUCGGUGGCUACACACCGCAACCCCAGGCUCAAGGGUUCCAGUCGCAGCUUCCCCCGAUCCCGCAGAACAAUGUCGCUGCAUUCCCCCAGCAGCAACAGUCACCCGCCACUCUCCAACCGCAGACGACCAAUCCUUUUAGGCAGUCCAUGUUAAUGAGCACGCCGACGGGGUCAGCUGUGCCGCCAUCCCCACUGAACCGCCAGAGCACAAACCCGUUCGCGAAACGGCUAUCAACAGCGAACCCGUCGUUUCCCCAGAGUCAGCCGUCUCAACAGCCCCAGCAGCCAGCAGCUCUCCAACCCCAGCGGACGGGCACGAACCCUUUCGCUCGAAGUUCGUCUGUCCCACCGCAACAGUCACAAAGCCUGCAUCCUUCUGCCGCACCUCUUCGGCCUACACCCACAGGAAGCACAAAUCCGUUCCGACAAAGCACACUUGUGCAACAGGGCCAGGGGUGGCAGACGACCAACGGGCAACAAGGCACCAUGGGCGGGCUGGAGCAGCUGGAAACGAUCUCCGUGUUCCCACGACCGGGAUACUCGUGA